This is a messenger RNA of Dimorphilus gyrociliatus, 529 nucleotides long. Lineage: Eukaryota; Metazoa; Annelida; Polychaeta; Dinophilidae. The record is from the annotation of a GenBank genome assembly.
GAUGCUUAUUACACUGGAAAGAUAUAUUGCUGUUUGUGCCCCGCAUAGUUCAUGGAAACUUGCUAAAAGAAGUACUGUUAUUACGCAAAUUUUACUCUUUGUCAUAUCUAUUGGUAUAAAUAUACCACGAGCGUGGGAAUACGAACCAACGUUUAAAGCGUCUACGGGACAAUGGGUUCAAGCUCCUUCUAAUUUGAAAAGAAGUUCGACUUACGGUACAUAUGUAACAGUUCAAUAUUGGGUUAUUCAACUGGCUAUUCCUAUUGCAACCAUUUCUUAUAUGACUGUUAUGAUCUUGAAGAAAUUAAAAUUAACAACUCAGAGAAAACGAACCGGACUGACUAAAUCACUUAUGACAGUUAAUAUAAUAUAUAUAUUUGUUCAAGUAAUCAAUGGUAUAAGAAGAAUUUUGGUUGUUAUCUUAUCCAAGGAAGAAGUAACACUUUGUGAAAAGCCAUAUUCGUACUUUUAUGGAAUUACAACAUUUCCGAAGACUCGUCAAGAAUACUUGGUUGAAGCGAAGAAAUAA